AUGUCCCACUCCACCGCGUCCUCACCUCCCACCAUGCCGCCCGUGCGCGAACCACGCGAAGCCAGAGGGUCAAUCAGCUCCCAGAGCAGUAACCCGGAUUCGAGCACAAUGUCUUUCGAAUCUUCCUUUAGAUUAGAAUCUGGCUAUCCUACACACGACUCCAACACAGAAAAACACCCCAAGGGCAAGCGGAAGAGAACUACGACACAAGAUAAGGCUAUUCUUGAAGCCGCAUAUAACUCGAAUCCGAAGCCUGACAAGGCAGCGCGUCUUGAUAUCGUGAGUCGCGUUUCACUCAACGAAAAGGAAGUUCAGAUAUGGUUCCAGAACCGUCGGCAGAACGAUCGCCGAAAAUCGCGUCCUCUUUCGCCGCAGGAAAUUGCGGCACUCAGAUAUGGUGGGGGUGUGCAAAUACUGUCAUCCGACUCUAUCCCUGCACAGAUGAGUUCGCAAGACGCACCUGUGCAACCGGCGGAGACGCGUAUGGGAGACGAAAAAGCCUUCGAUUUGGAGAAAUCACCUUUCAGCUCCCAAGACGCGAGCCCUCAGCACUCUGUCCAUUCUUCCCCGAAGCUGGGCGCCAUGGACCAAUCUGUCAUAGAUAACCCGGCGAUACCAGAGCCUGAGGACUCUGGAAGACAUACACCACCCCCGCCACAAAGGACCGAAUUUGAGAGCCUCUCACUCUCUCAGAUCUCGUCGGCGUCAGUCGCGUAUUUAGCAAACCGACGGAGCUUCGACAAUUCAUUCUCAACACCCUCUACCUGGGGACGGGCCGGGGAUGAGUCGUUUAGGUUUGAGUCGUUUUCAUCCUCUUUUAACUCAGCCGCUAGCAGCUCUCCUGCCUCAAUUCUUCCACCGCCUUCCUCGGCAUCUUCAUCUCGUGUCCGUCUAUCACUCUCCCUGGAUGGAAAGGCUGAGUUGGUUUCCUCCCAUCCGUCACCACCUGGACCUACCCAGAUACAAUUAUCAGGAGACGCGGAUACGUUACCUCCGGUCCGCAGUCACAGGACCCUUCAUAGGAGCCGGAGCGCCCUACCCGGGAUUACUCUCCCGCCCAUCUCAACCCUCACUGCUCAUCUACCUCCACAGCUUACUCGAGGUCGGUCUCGAGACGUACAUGCCUGGGAAUCCUGCUGCGAAGCAGACACUCGUGAUGAGCUAACGAAACAAGCCGAGAACGAGUCCUCUGGGUCUGCAGUCGCAGCCAUUAGCCUUCUGCGAUCGAGUAGUAGCUCCUCCUGUCUUAGUAGCCUGCUUCAUAGCCAUAGCACGGCAAACGUGCUCCAGUCCAAUCCUAACAAGCGCAAUGCGCCACAGAACAAACCCGCACACCGAGAAGGAGUAGCUAAGAAAGCUAAACUCAGCCGAACAACUAGUAGCGUGGCACGUAUGCAGACCCUUCCACCUACAUCGCUAUUGGACACUCGGCCGGAAACGAUCGAUUUGGAGAAGCCAGGAAAAGGCAGUCUCACCACCAUACUCAGCCCAUCCGGCGAUUCUGACAAGGAGAACUGGAGCCCAAACUCGGAGGGCAACCCUAAUCGCCGACGACCGUUGCCUCCCCCCAAGGUUCAAGACCAAACCAUCCCAAGCAAAAAUCCUCGCCGCGUAGGACGCCCGCUUGGCGAGCAAGAUAGUACCACUAAACGUUCACUCUUCGGAAACAGAUCCAACACGGCGCCAUCGCUAAAGCCGCGAGGUUCGCCAAUGUCGAUCUUUGAAGAUAAGGGGAGCGCAAAUGGGGAUGAUGAGCCUAGGAAACUACCACGAGGCUCGGUUAGCCCUACUAAGCGUGGAGACCUGGACUGCGUGGCUGGACUGUUAUCGCUGAGUCAAGGGAACUGGCGCUGA
This is a messenger RNA of Daldinia childiae, 1854 nucleotides long. RefSeq lists its product as uncharacterized. The coding region runs from base 1 to 1854 and encodes 617 amino acids. NCBI's taxonomy places the organism in Eukaryota, Fungi, Ascomycota, Sordariomycetes, Xylariales, Hypoxylaceae. The record is from RefSeq and is a predicted model, not a curated record. Gene Ontology annotation, cellular component: nucleus. The transcript has 4 exons. Gene Ontology annotation, biological process: regulation of DNA-templated transcription. Gene Ontology annotation, molecular function: transcription cis-regulatory region binding; DNA-binding transcription factor activity, RNA polymerase II-specific.